Microthlaspi erraticum is the source of this 387-nucleotide messenger RNA. The record is from the annotation of a GenBank genome assembly. NCBI's taxonomy places the organism in Eukaryota, Viridiplantae, Streptophyta, Magnoliopsida, Brassicales, Brassicaceae.
AUGCUUCUUAAAUCAGGUUUUCUUAAGUGCUUUUAUUACAAGAUGAAGCUUCCUCUUGAUUGUGAAAUCAUAUUCAGUCACAACUGUGCGGAUGGAGUCUCAAUCUGUGAUUUUAAUUUGAAGGUUUUCCUUUUAUUUUACUCUCUGUUUCAGAAAACAGGAAAACUUACAAUGGAGAGUGGAAAAUCUUUAACAAAGUUAUUCAUCAAUUCUAAAAUUACUGAGAUUAACGAUUUAAAAGAAAGGAUGCAAAAUUUACAAUUAGAAGACAGACCUGAUAUUCUGGUUCGUACAUUCAAGAUGAAGUUGGAGAAUCUUAUUUUCGACAUAAGAAACAAGAACUUCUUUGGCCCAUCUGCAGCAUUGAUAUAUACAAUUGAAUUCUAA